This is a messenger RNA of Calidris pugnax (ruff), 769 nucleotides long. RefSeq names its product protein tyrosine phosphatase, mitochondrial 1 (gene PTPMT1). The coding region runs from base 72 to 647 and encodes 191 amino acids. Gene Ontology annotation, biological process: protein dephosphorylation. Lineage: Eukaryota; Metazoa; Chordata; Aves; Charadriiformes; Scolopacidae. The record is from RefSeq and is a predicted model, not a curated record. Gene Ontology annotation, molecular function: protein tyrosine/serine/threonine phosphatase activity; phosphatidylglycerophosphatase activity; phosphatidylinositol-4,5-bisphosphate 5-phosphatase activity. The transcript has 4 exons.
CCCCGUCUCCUCACGCUGAGUGCGCUCGUCCGGGGCGCUCUCCCGCCCCUCGGCCCGGCGGUGCCCCCGCGAUGGGGGUGGCGGAGGCGCUGGGCGCCGGGGCGGCGCGGCUGCUCUUCUACCCGACGCUGCUGUACACGGCGGCGCGGGCGCAGCUCCCCGGCUCCCGCCGACCCUGGUUCCACCGCAUCGACGGCUCCGUGCUGCUGGGGGCGCUGCCGCUGAGGGGACGCAGCCGUGAGCUGGUGGCGGAGGAGAACGUCCGCGCCGUGGUCACCCUCAACGAGGAGUACGAGACCCGCUUCCUCUGCUGCUCCCCUCAGGAAUGGGAGGCAAUGGGAGUGGAGCAACUGCGUCUCAGCACCGUGGAUCUCACGGGAGUCCCCACCUUGGAAAACCUCCACAAAGGUGUUGAAUUCAUCCUGAAACACCGGGCGUGCGGUAACAGCGUCUACGUGCACUGCAAGGCAGGGCGCUCCCGCAGUGCCACCAUGGUGGCAGCGUAUUUAAUUCAACUGCAUCACUGGAGCCCUCAGGAAGCAAUAGAGGCUAUUGCCAAGAUCCGUCCCCACAUCCUCAUUCGGCGCAAGCAAGUCCAGGUCCUGGAAAAAUUUCACAGGAAUGUGAUCGCUGGGACAACUGCAUAGUGUCAGUAAGAACUAUCAAAAUCUCUCUCAGCUGCUUUAAAAAACCUUAUCUUUUAAUGACCUAAAGAAGGCUUAAAUGUUGUACUUCUUGACUGUCAAUAAAGAAGUUUUUACAGAAAUUA